AUGAGCAAGUAUGUUCUCGUCUUAAGACAGGAAGUUGCCACUCAACAAAUUAUACAGAGUCAGAGAGAUGCAGGGUAUGGAAAUGGAACUUCGGAAGAGCAGAGAGACAUUCUCUCAGGACGUCAUGACCCAAAUGCUAUAAAGGAGCAUCUACUUAAAAUGACUAAUGAGCAUCGUACUCAAAUGGCUCUAAAGCGUGGAAAAUCUACCUUAGCUGAGGAAGGUAACUUGGAAAUUGGAAAUGGAUACGGUGUUCCGGGUGGAGGUGCUUAUCAUGUUACUUCAAAGGCCAAUAUCACUGCCACCGUUGAUGAUCAUCAAACAAGCCAAAGAAAUACAGAGCAUGGUGCUGAAUCCAGGUUGAAGCCUGUGGGUAAGGAGUUGCCUGAAUACCUCAAGCAGAAAUUGAGAGCCAGAGGCAUAUUGAAAGAUGAUCCAAAAAUUAAUAAUCAAGCCCUACCUGAUAAUAGUACAGAAGCUGUGUCAUCUCAGAACAUGGCAAUUGGGAAGCUUCCUCCAGGAUGGAUUGAGGCAAGGGAUCCUGCAAGUGGCUCUUUCUAUUAUUAUAAUGAAAAUUCUGGGACAAGUCAGUGGGAAAGACCAACCGAUGCUGCACCCAUGUUUCCAGCAGCAUCACAUUCAGAACUUCCAGAAGAUUGGCAAGAGGCGGUGGAUGAAAGGACUGGUCAAACUUAUUAUUACAACAGGAUGACCAAUGCAUCACAGUGGGAGCGCCCAGGAACAUCACCUAAAAUCUCCUCUCAUCCUCAGGGUGAUAAAUCAUCCAUAUCAAAUAAAUGCAUGGGAUGUGGUGGAUGGGGUGUAGGCCUCGUACAGACAUGGGGUUAUUGCAGUCAUUGCACUCGGGUUCUGAAUCUUCCUCAAAGCCAAUACUUGUCGACACAGCCGGAAACCAGGCAGCAUGGCUCCAAUGCUGUGAAAACUGGAGAAAUUUCGGACAAGGGAUUUUCCAAGCCGAGGUCUAACAUGAAACCACCAAUGGGAAGAGGACAUAAAAGAGAUACUAGAAAACGUUCAUAUUCUGAGGAUGAUGAGUUGGAUCCCAUGGAUCCAAGCUCGUAUUCUGAUGCUCCGCGUGGUGGUUGGGUUGUAGGCCUGAAAGGAGUACAACCACGGGCUGCAGACACCACUGCCACGGGUCCUCUCUUUCAGCAACGUCCUUACCCAUCUCCUGGAGCAGUCCUGCGGAAAAAUGCUGAAAUUGCUUCACAAAAGAAGAAGCCUAGUUCUAAUUUUGCUCCUAUAUCUAAGAGAGGUGAUGGAAGUGAUGGACUUGGUGAUGCUGACUGAACACGCUUGAGAAUAUCAUGUGUUCUGGACUUGGUUUGUAGCUUGCCUCUAUUGUAGUGUUUCUUUAAUUUAGUAUGUAAAAGAGACCACUUUAGCUUUGAACAUUCGUGCCUACUUUCCUAUCUUUUCAAUGGAGGAGAGGGGUUAUUUGAAGUUCUAUGAAAUGUGAGGAUUUUGGAAAUUUUGCAGAGAAACUUUUGAGACUACGUUGGCAACAUGCUAGGAUGACAGAGCAUUCUUGUGUAUUCCAACCCAAAGUUUUAUGAGAAAUAUGCUUCUGAGACAA
This is a messenger RNA of Coffea eugenioides, 1597 nucleotides long. RefSeq names its product polyglutamine-binding protein 1-like. Gene Ontology annotation, cellular component: nuclear body; cytoplasm. The record is from RefSeq and is a predicted model, not a curated record. Lineage: Eukaryota; Viridiplantae; Streptophyta; Magnoliopsida; Gentianales; Rubiaceae. The transcript has 13 exons. Gene Ontology annotation, biological process: alternative mRNA splicing, via spliceosome. Gene Ontology annotation, molecular function: protein binding; ribonucleoprotein complex binding. Bases 1 to 1311 code for a protein of 436 amino acids.